Molecule: messenger RNA, 4102 nt
Organism: Aptenodytes forsteri (emperor penguin)
Lineage: Eukaryota; Metazoa; Chordata; Aves; Sphenisciformes; Spheniscidae
Product: inhibitor of nuclear factor kappa-B kinase subunit alpha
Exons: 33
Biological process (GO): tumor necrosis factor-mediated signaling pathway; positive regulation of transcription by RNA polymerase II; peptidyl-serine phosphorylation
Cellular component (GO): cytoplasm; IkappaB kinase complex
Molecular function (GO): ATP binding; IkappaB kinase activity
Source: RefSeq, a predicted model, not a curated record
GCUGGCGUGUGGCGACGUGGAGGGGCGGCUGGAGGCGCUCUUCGGGCGGGUCCGGGCCAUCCAGGGCAAGAGCGGCCGCUUCGACAUGCUUUUGUGCGUUGGGAAUUUUUUUGGCUCUACUUCAGAGACAGAAUGGGCAGAGUAUCGCACAGGGGCCAAGAAAGCUCCAAUUCCAACCUACGUGCUUGGCGCUAAUGACCAAGAGACCGUGAGCUAUUUUCCAGACAUAAGUGGCUGCGAAUUAGCUGAGAACAUCACUUACUUAGGCCGUCGAGGUCUUUACAGUGGUACUUCUGGACUGCAGAUUGCAUACCUGAGUGGUACCGAGACCCAGGAUGAGCCAGCUCCUGCCUACAGUUUUAGCGCAAAGGAUGUGGCAGAAUUAAAAACAUCUUUGUUAUCAACCCCAAACUUCAAAGGCGUGGAUAUAUUGCUGACAUCUCCCUGGCCCAGAGAUGUGGGGACUUUUGCCAACAGUGCGGGAGAAAUAGAUACCAAGAAAUGUGGCUCCAAGUUAGUAUCUGAUCUAGCUGCGAGUCUCAAACCAAGGUACCACUUUGCUGCCCUGGAGAAGGCCUAUUACGAAAGACUUCCUUACAGAAAUCACACAGUGCUACAGGAGACACCACAGCAUGUGAGCAGGUUUAUUGCACUUGCUGAUGUUGGCAAUACAAGCAAGAAAAAGUAUCUCUAUGCCUUCAGCAUUGUUCCGAUGAGCUUGAUGGACCCUGCAGAGCUGGUGAAACAGCCACAGGAUGUCACCGAAAAUCCAUACCGAAAAUCGCGGAAGGAGGCGCAGAAGACCAAAGCACCCCUGUGUGCAGAGGAGGAACCAGCUUGUCAGUUUUUCUUUGAUUUGAACAAGCAUCAGGGAAAGAAACGUCCCUCAGAUGAGAAAGAGAGAGGGAACUCCCAACCUAAGCAAGCCAAAAAACCCCCACAGCCCACGGGGCCCUGCUGGUUCUGCCUUGCCAGCCCAGAAGUUGAGAAGCACUUGGUUGUUAGCAUUGGCACGCAUUGCUAUCUUGCCCUGGCCAAAGGUGGCUUAUUACCUGAUCACGUCUUGAUUUUGCCUAUUGGGCACUAUCAGUCAGUGGUUGACUUGUCUUCGGAGGUGGUGGAAGAAGUGACCAAGUACAAGUCUGCCCUAAAGGAAUUUUUCAGAAGCAAGGGAAAGAGAUAUGUCCUAUUUGAAAGAAACUAUAGGAGUCAGCAUCUGCAGUUACAGGUGAUUCCUCUCCCGUUGGACCACUGUACUUCCGAAGACAUUAAAGAGUCCUUUAUCGUACAGGCACAGGAACAACAGAUUGAAUUAUUAGAAAUCCCAGAACACUCAGAUAUUACGCAAGUGGCGCAGCCGGGGACGCCCUACUUCUACGUGGAGCUGGACACGGGGGAGAAGCUCUUCCACCGCAUCCGCGGCCGCUUCCCGCUGCACUUCGGCAGGGAGGUGCUGGCGAGCGAGGCGCUGCUGGCGCUGCCGCAGCGGGCCGACUGGCGGCGGUGCGACCGCUGGUGCCACGAGAUCGACAUCAUGAAGAAGUUGAACCAUCCCAAUGUAGUAAGAGCCUGUGAAGUUCCCGAGGAGAUGAACUUUCUGGUUAACGACGUUCCUCUUCUGGCAAUGGAAUAUUGUUCAGGGGGUGACCUCCGGAAGUUGCUAAACAAACCGGAAAAUUGCUGUGGGCUUAAGGAAAGUCAAAUACUUUCUCUGCUUAGCGACAUUGGGUCUGGUAUCCAGUAUUUGCAUGAAAACAGAAUUAUACACAGAGAUUUAAAGCCUGAAAAUAUUGUUCUUCAGGAUGAAGGUGGGAAGAUUGUUCACAAAAUAAUAGACCUGGGAUAUGCAAAGGAUCUGGAUCAAGGAAGUUUAUGCACUUCAUUUGUUGGAACAUUACAAUAUUUGGCUCCAGAACUCUUUGAGAAUAAAUCCUACUCAGUUACUGUUGAUUACUGGAGCUUUGGAACGAUGGUGUUUGAAUGCAUUGCAGGAUUUAGACCCUUCUUACACAAUCUACAGCCAUUUACGUGGCAUGAAAAAAUCAAGAAGAAGGAUCCAAAGCACAUCUUUGCUUCUGAAGAGAUGAAUGGGGAGGUUCGCUUUAGUACCCAUUUGCCACAGCCUCACAGCCUCUGUGGUUUAAUUGUAGAACCGAUGGAAAAUUGGUUGCAACUGAUGCUGAAUUGGGAUCCACAGCAGAGGGGUGGAGGUUUGGAUCCUGAGACCAGUCAUCCAAAGUGUUUCCUAAUAAUGGAUCACAUACUGAAUUUGAAGAUAGUACACAUCCUAAAUAUGACCUCUGCCAAGAUUGUUUCAUUUCUCUUGCAUCCUGAGGAAAGCCUUCAUUCCCUUCAGAUUCGGAUUGAGUUUGAAACUGGAAUAAGUACUGGAAAUCAGGAACUGCUGUUGGAAACAGGGAUUUGCCUGGACCCUCGGAAACCUGCUUCCCAGUGUGUUAUUGAUGGCGUAAGAGGCUGGGAUAGCUACAUGGUCUAUUUGUUUGAUAAAAGCAAAACUGUCUAUGAUGGACCCUUUGCUUCUCGGAGUCUGUCUGACUGUGUAAAUUACAUUGUACAGGAUAGUAAAAUCCAACUGCCAAUUCCUCAGCUGCGCAAGGUAUGGGCAGAAGCAGUUCACUAUGUGAUUGGGCUAAAAGAAGAUUAUAGCAGGCUUUUCCAGGGCCAGAGAGCUGCCAUGCUCAGUCUUCUUCGGUACAAUGCCAACCUAAUCAAAAUGAAAAACAAUAUGGUGUCAGCAUCUCAGCAACUGAAAGCAAAACUGGAAUUCUUUCAUCAAAGCAUUCGCCUCGACCUGGAGAGAUACAGUGACCAGAUGGCUUAUGGCAUAUCUUCAGAAAAGAUGCUCAAAGCCUGGAAGGAGAUGGAAGAGAAGGCUUCUCAGUGCGCACAGGCUGAAGAUAUUGGAUACCUGGAUGAGCAGAUCAUGGCUCUGCACACAGAGAUUGUAGAGCUUCAGAAGAGUCCGUACGCAAGGCGCCAAGGAGAGGUCAUGGAGAGCUUGGAACAGAGAGCCAUAGACCUGUACAAGCAAUUAAAAACAAGACCUCCAGAUCAUGCCUACAGUGACAGCACGGACAUGGUGAAGAUCAUUGUGCAGACAGUACAGAGCCAAGACCGAGUUCUCAAGGAGCUGUUUGGCCAUCUCAGCAAGCUCUUGGGCUGUAAGCAGAAGAUCAUUGACUUGCUUCCAAAGAUUGAAGUGGCUCUAAAUAACAUCAAGGAAGCUGACAACUCAGUGAUGCAGAUGCAGGGCAAAAGACAAAGGGAGAUAUGGCAUUUGCUGAAAAUCGCUUGCACUCAGAGCUCUUCUCGAUCGCUGGUAAGCUCCAGCCUAGAAGGGACAGCCUCAACUCCGGCAGCCAUGUGGCUUUCACAGAGCUCCUCAGGGAAUGUACCUCACCCUCUGUCAUCUGUGGCAACUCCUGAAGAUGGGGAAAAUUUUGCCCAUGUGAUAGAAGAGAAUCUGAAUUACCUUGAACUCUUUAGCAGUAUUUUGCAGGAGGCGAGACAGGAGCAGAACAACAGCAUGAUGAGUUUUGAUUGGAGCUGGCUGAAAUAGCCACAGGAGCUGACAUGCUGCUAUCUGCAAAGUGCCUGCAUGCUGAGAGGUGGCUUGGCAGCCUUCAAUGUGACGAGCUGGAGGGGACUGGUUGAUCAAUCACCUUGUGUUUUGUAAACCUUAGUGGAGUUGAUCACAAAGGUGAUGGUCAGUAGCAGAUACACCAUUGGCAGUAACAAACAGCAUUUUACAGGCUGUUGCCUACUUCGGCUUUCAACUAAACAAGUAACCUGCUUGUUGGAGACACACCUACAGCGCCCGCUGCCUUCACCUGUGGUGGGCACUCGUGGGGGCAGCCAGCCAUACAUAUCCCGCGGGAGCCGGCGCUGAGGGCCGUGUCCCUGCAGAACCUUUCCUGGAAAGAAGGGCGAGAGCAAAGGGUGGCGGCUGCCUCAGGGCCGGGGCCCUGCUGUCCCCCCGGCCCUCCCGCCGCUUGUCACGACUGCUCACGUGUGUAAUAUGAAUGUAUAGAUUAUAUAUAUUUUAAAUAGAAUUAACUGCAAUAAAUGCUGUGGAGAGGCU